AUGGAUAGAUUAUCAAGUGUAUUACUUGGUGAAAUAUGUAACAAAUUGAUCAAUCCAAUUGAUCGUUUGUGUAUGACAUUGGUGUCGAAGACAUUGUUCCAGCGUAAACAUCAAUACUUGACAUUCAAUGUAGAUCAUUUGUUGUAUUGGAGAAAUACUGGACUUGGUUAUGACUAUACUCAGCCAGUUGGUGAUGUGGCUGCUAUUGAGUGCGGUCCAUUGAUUGACACGACAUCGUCACGCACCUCAAUCAGACUUCCCGGCAACAAGUUUCGCUCGUACAACACGCAGAUACUAAAGUCGUUGCAGACUACGCCUGGAUUGGUCAUCCUGAGCCUGGACGAGAUGGAUGACGAGUUGGUCAUACCGGAUGAUGCCAACAUUGUCAAGUUGGUGAUCGUCGCGCCAGAGAGGGACACCAUAUCCACACUCAUACUUCCAUCGCGUGGUCUCCCUCGAUCAAUCACUCACUUGGAGAUCAAGUCGUAUGGACUUCGACGUGCACAGAGGAUAUCGAUCCUCAACAUGUCCGCGCUCUCAAUCACCCGUCUCGACAUUAGUUCUAUCCACUGUGUUGGUGAUCUUAUACUUCCAUCGACGAUCACUCAUCUGGAUGUUGAUCAGUACAGUAAUGUGCCAAUCACAGCUAUUCCAACAUCGGUAACAUCACUAAGUAUUCCACCACAUAGUGAUGCCAACUUCUUGAAUGUCGGUUUCAUUCAAAGAUUGAAGAGCUUAAGAACACUAAAGUUGGUUGGACGCAGCAUGUUUCAUACGUGCAUCACUCAGUUCAACUUGAUCGGUGUGAGCCCAUCACUUACCCAUCUACAUCUCGGUGAUCGGUUCAAAGCGAUAAUCAUGCCUGGCGACCUCCCGUCCACCCUCCGCCACCUGUCCUUCGGCACAUACUUCAAUCAACCUUUGCCCGUUGGAUCCAUUCCAGACUCGGUAGAGACGCUAUCAUUUGGACAACAUUUCAAUCAAUCACUCAAUUGUAUUGGAACUAUCCCAAACUCUGUGACCUCACUCACACUUGGCUUCAUGUUUCAACAAGAUGUCACAUAUCUGUCACUAGCAGGUGACAACCUACAUACAUUGGAUACACUACCAAAGACUGUCCACACACUAUACCUUCGCUUCUUUAGUUACAGCCCCGAUUUAGACAUCCCAACAUCAGUGACCCGUCUUGAAUGGAGUGUUCCAGGUCGUAGCGUCCAACUCAUGACCAAGCUCACACCAUCAAUCACCUCACUAUCACUACAUUUCAACUCCAUCCCAUCAACCAUACUUUUAUCCAACAUCCAUCCUAGUCCAACCCCAAGUCCAACAAACCCAGUUCGACUUGUCGAGUCCAACAAUAUAGAGUCGUACAGUGAGGGCGUCACAGUGUAUGGUAGAGUGAUUGAUGGUGACACGGUAGUGGUGCUCAGCUCAGACUUUAGCCGUGGUGGAUUCGUUUCCCUGAGCCAACUGCACAAACAUGUGCAUCCAUUGCUACCAGACCUGCUCAGUGCAUUGUUCGUCUGUCCAAGCCGAUCAUUAGUUCUCCACAAUCGAUUCCCUCCAGCACCAGGCACCAUCUACAAUGUCGAAGAGUACGAAGAGGUCGAGUUCAUGUUUGACUAUUGA
This is a messenger RNA of Acytostelium subglobosum LB1, 1629 nucleotides long. RefSeq lists its product as hypothetical. Bases 1 to 1629 code for a protein of 542 amino acids. Lineage: Eukaryota; Evosea; Eumycetozoa; Acytosteliales; Acytosteliaceae. The transcript has 2 exons. The record is from RefSeq and is a predicted model, not a curated record.